Pyrus x bretschneideri (Chinese white pear) is the source of this 1985-nucleotide messenger RNA. RefSeq lists its product as uncharacterized. The transcript has 15 exons. Bases 335 to 1678 code for a protein of 447 amino acids. NCBI's taxonomy places the organism in Eukaryota, Viridiplantae, Streptophyta, Magnoliopsida, Rosales, Rosaceae. The record is from RefSeq and is a predicted model, not a curated record.
AUAUAUAAAUCCCCUUUAUUGUCACUUCUCCUUGUGUUUCCCUCCCGAGUCUAGACAAAGUCGUCCUCCACCAUCACCUCCACCGCCCACUCAAUUCAAAUCACUUCCGACCGAUUCGUUACGGCCGAAGUACCUGCAGCCAACCGCCGAAAAAACACGUGAACCUCAAAACCUCGGAAAUAUCAGGAAUUAUAGUCUUCUUUUCUCUCACGCUAUUUGAACCCCGAGAUCACACCUGAGCUCGGCAAAAGCUUGGAUUCGCAGAAGGUGCUUUUCCGCGUGAUUCCCAGCUCCUGAACGGCUUUUCCCUCCAGCAGAUCUUGCUCAGGGCUAUAUGAGGUCGGUUAUUUUCUCUCUCGAUUCACUCGUUUCGUUUUCUGUUUGGUUACCGAGAAAAUUAGAUCAGCUAUCGCUUUGCAGUUCAUUUUUCCGUGAUUGUAUGUAUAGUCAGAAGCUUGUAAAUAACAUGAGAAUCCUUUCGCGCAGUUCGGGUGGUAAAAAACCAAAUGAGAACAUGAGGCUUAUUGUGACAACUUUUGUAGGUGUAGCUUUUGGAUUCUUGAUAGGUGUGUCCUUUCCAACAUUGUCACUAACAAAGCUGAAUCUCUCAUCCAGCCUUCUUCCAACUGUUGAUCUUUCGUACACUGAGGACAAGAAAUCAGACAUCUCCAGCCAAUCACAUCUAAGUUCUUGGCCUUCUGAAAGGAGUAAAAAUAGCUCAAGUCAAGAUCAGAGUUCGAAUGGCAAAUCGAGGAUUUGGGUGCCAUCAAAUCCUAGAGGUGCAGAAAUGCUACCACCAGGAAUUGUUGCAGCCGAGUCAGACUUCUACUUGCGCAGAUUAUGGGGCAAGCCUAGUGAGGACUUGACCAUCAAACCAAGGUACCUAGUGACAUUCACUGUGGGUUUGAAUCAGAAAAAGAAUAUUGAUGCAGCAGUGAAAAAGUUUUCAGAGAACUUUACAAUUCUCCUUUUUCAUUACGAUGGCCAAACAACUGAGUGGGAUGACUUAGAGUGGUCUAAGCGUGCUAUACAUAUUAGUGCUCGUAAGCAGACUAAAUGGUGGUAUGCCAAGCGGUUUUUGCAUCCUGACAUUGUGGCGCCAUACGACUACAUAUUUAUCUGGGAUGAAGACCUGGGAGUAGAGCAUUUUAAUGCAGAAGUAUACCUAAGACUAGUGAAGAAGCAUGGUUUGGAGAUUUCACAGCCUGGUUUGGAACCCAACAAAGGUUUAACAUGGCAGAUGACAAAGAGGAGGGGUGAUCGUGAAGUUCAUAAACAAACAGAGGAAAAACCAGGCUGGUGCACUGACCCACUUCUGCCUCCAUGUGCAGCCUUUAUUGAAAUCAUGGCUCCAGUAUUUUCUCGAAGUGCCUGGCGCUGUGUGUGGCAUAUGAUUCAGAAUGACUUGGUCCACGGCUGGGGUCUUGAUUUUGCCCUGAGAAAAUGUGUAGAGCCUGCGCACGAGAAGAUUGGCGUUGUAGAUUCUCAGUGGAUCGUUCAUCAAACUGUUCCUUCAUUGGGGAGCCAGGGUGAAUCGCAAAAUGGAAAGGCGCCAUGGCAAGGGGUAAGGGAAAGGUGUAGAAAGGAAUGGACGAUGUUUCAGAUGCGGGUAGCAAAUGCAGAAAAUGCGUAUUUUAAGGCUAUCGGUGUAGAUCCUUCAAAUUCGACAGCCCAUUAGGGCAAACAGCAGCAAUGACAGAGGUACUGUACUCAAAUCUACGAGUCAGGACCACCAUCUUGAUUAGAGUUCUGUAAAAUCCGUUAUAAUUUGUGAUAUUCAUUAAUUGACCAAAUCUCAGAGUUCGGGCCUUGAGUAAAAACGCCAGCGUCGAUUAAAUCAUCCCUUAGAAUUUCAGCGUUUUAGUGACAACUCGUUUGAAUCGGUGUAACAUAUUCUUAUUAGGAUUCAUAUCAUUGCUCCUGUAUCAGAUAUUGUGCUUGUUACACGUAUACCAGAGACUAAUAAAUCGGAAUUUUGGAGAGGU